Messenger RNA from Solea senegalensis (Senegalese sole), 3216 nucleotides. RefSeq names its product extracellular calcium-sensing receptor-like. Bases 15 to 2357 code for a protein of 780 amino acids. The transcript has 8 exons. NCBI's taxonomy places the organism in Eukaryota, Metazoa, Chordata, Actinopteri, Pleuronectiformes, Soleidae. The record is from RefSeq and is a predicted model, not a curated record. Gene Ontology annotation, cellular component: membrane. Gene Ontology annotation, biological process: G protein-coupled receptor signaling pathway. Gene Ontology annotation, molecular function: G protein-coupled receptor activity.
CCCAGUGAAACAUUAUGACUUCACUUGCUUUAUUUUCUUUGCUUUGCUCUAUCAGUGUCCUAACUUUAACUGAUAGCUCACUUUCCGGCAUCACCACUGCAGCUCCACCAACAGCCUCAAAAUGCAAUCUUCUAAACAGCUUCCAGCCAGGAUUUUUUGUCCAGGGUGACUAUGUCAUUGGUGGAAUUUUCCCCCUUCAUUUUAAUCUGAAAAAGCCAGACCUUAAUGGCACCUACAGACCACCACCAAUAGAUUGCAAUGGCCACAGACUUUAUCCCAGGGCUUUCCGCUGGGCUCAGACUAUGAGACUGGCAGUGGAGGAGAUAAACCAGAAUCCAGUGCUGUUGCCGAAUCACACUCUGGGCUACAACAUCUAUGAUUCAUGUGGAUAUCCACUGACAGGACAGAGAGCUGUUUUAUCGAUGCUGAAUGGGGUGAGUGAGGAAAACUCUUCUGUCUGCACAAAUGCCUCGUCACUCCUCGCUGUGAUUGGGGCUGCUGGAUCUGCUCAAUCUAUUGUUUUGUCAAGAAUCCUGCAGCCAUUCAGGAUCCCCAUGAUCAGCUACGCUUCUUCAUGUACAUGUUUGUCAGACAGACAAAAAUAUCCAACCUUCUUCAGAGUAAUUCCUAGUGAUUACUACCAGGUGAAAGCCAUUGCACGGAUGCUAGUACACUUUAACUGGACUUGGGUGGGGCUGCUGCGAGGAGACAAUGAUUAUGGCCUUUUUGCUGCAAAAGGUUUACUGAAAGAAUUACAGGAAACCAAAGUAUGUGUAGCGUACCAAGAAAUGAUUCCUCUGCCCUACACUCACCAGGGGGGACUAAGGAUAAUGAAGGUGAUGCGUAGCUCUACUGCAAAAGUGGUGGUGGUUUUUGCAAACGAGGGGGAGAUGACAACUUUCUUGAGAGACUACAUAACUCAGAACAUCACUGGAAUACAGUGGGUGGGGAGUGAUGCCUUUAUCUCAGUAUCAGCCUUUUCAGAGAGAGAGUAUUACCCUUACUUGGGAGGAACCAUUGGGUUUGGCAUCAAAAAAGGUCAUAUCUCCAGACUGGGUGACUUCCUGCAGACAGUAAACCCUAACAGAUAUCCUGACAAUGUCCUGCUGCAACACUACCUCCAGGAAGUGAACUUCCAGAUUGCUGGUGAGGAGGUGGACUUUGAUGCCAAGGGCGACUCUGUACCCUAUUAUGAUAUUGUCAACUGGCAGAGAGGCUCAGAAGGAAACACUGAAUUUAUCGAUGUGGGUUUGUUUGAUGGAACCAAGGCUGUUGGAGAGGAGCUGUUGAUCCAGGAGGAUAGGAUAAUGUGGGCAGGACAUCAGAGUGAGGUGCCAGUAUCUGUGUGCAGUGCCAGUUGUCUUCCAGGCUUCCGGAAGGCUGUCCGUCGUGGGGAGCCUAUCUGCUGCUUUGACUGUGUACCAUGUGACAGUGGCAAAAUUAGUAAUCAGACAAAUUCAGUAGAUUGUACAAUUUGUCCUGAGGACUUCUGGUCAAACAACGACAGAACAGCCUGCAUCUCCAAGAAAGUGGAGUACUUGACCUUUGAUUCAUUGGGAAUAGCCCUAACAGUGAUGUCUGUGGUGGGCGCCUGCUUCACUCUGGCUGUCUGUGGAGUCUUCUUCUGUCACAGACACACAGCCAUCGUCCGUGUGAAUAACUCUGAGCUCAGUUUCUUCAUACUGUUUGCACUGACUCUGUGUUUCCUGUGUUGUCUGCUUUUCAUUGGAAAGCCAACAUAUUGGUCCUGCAUGCUGCGCCACACUGCCUUUAGCAUCACAUUUUCACUGUGUAUUUCCUGCAUCCUGGGGAAGACCCUGGUGGUACUGGCUGCAUUCACUGCCACCAGGCCAGGGCACAACAUCAUGAAGUGGCUGGGGCCUAAUCAGCAGAGGACCAUCAUCUCCAGCUGCACUAUGGUUCAGGUGGUUAUCUGUGCUGCCUGGCUCAUUGAUGUUCCCCCGUUUCCAUCCAGAAAUACACAAUAUGAACGUUCAAAGAUCAUACUGGAGUGUAGUGUGGGCUCUAGCCUGGCAUUCUGGUGCGUUCUUGGAUAUAUUGGUCUACAGGCUUGUCUGUGCUUUGUAUUGGCUUUUCUGGCCAGAAAGUUGCCAGGGAACUUCAACGAGGCCAAGUUCAUCACAUUCAGCAUGCUGAUCUUCUGUGCUGUGUGGCUAGCAUUCAUCCCUGCUUAUAUCAGCUCCCCUGGAAAUUAUGCAGAUGCUGUUGAGUCAUUUGCCAUCUUGGCCUCCAGCUUUGGCUUAUUGUUCUGCCUGUUUGCUUCAAAGAGUUACAUUAUUUUACUGAAGCCUGAAAAGAAUACAAAACAGCACCUGAUGGGGAAAGAAAAGAAAUGAUGAAUCACAAAUUAACCCAAAUGUUUUGAGUCAGUAGCAAAUGGAUUUGUAGAUUUAUUUCAGUGACUUAUGGAGAACUAACCAUUAACAAACAACAAUCAUCAUCAUCAUGUUGUUUUGAUAUUGAUAUAUCUUUACAGAUAUGACUCUGUAGUAAAAUUGAUCCAAAUCACAAGGUGCAUUAUCUCAAGAGAGUUUAUAUAGUAAGACAUAAUCCUCACAAUAUUAUGAAUGAUUUUUUUUAUCAAUAAUAACAGUAAAUACACUAAAGAAGCAUGUACAAGAUCAAAAAAGAUGGUAGUCAAUUUGUUUGCUGUCAAGAAUAUUUGAUAACAUUGAACUUUCACAGGAUGCUUGCAGAAAAGCAGUAAUUACUAUAAUAAUGGUUCUUGGUGAUUUCCAUGGUAUAUCAUAAAUUUGUAUCAGCUCUCAGUAGUUAAAGAAAAGCUUCUUUAUACAGAGCAAAUAAAGACCAACUUAUGGUGAAAUACUUUGUAUCACAUAGAGUUGACAGAAAUAGUGCAACAAGAAGAUCAAGACUCCAACAAACUCACAUACUACAUACAUAUUAGCUAAUGAAACUUACUUGAAUUGCCUGUUAAACAACAUCGAUAAAUGGUCUGUGUUUAUAUAGCUCUUUUCUAGUCUACAGAUUUACUAUACACCCAUUAUUUCAUACUGCACAUCUUUCAUACCCAUUCACACACUGCUGCCACAGCCUAGCAGACUAGCAGAGCCACAAAUUGAACCCACAACCUACCUGUUCAAAGAUGACUAGCUCUACCACUGCAUAUCAUGAAUAUUGCAAGAGGUUUCUUCAAGUUCAACACUAUGAAAUAAAAAUUAUUUAACCCCUUCA